UCGCGUUUGAUAUCGUCACAAUUAUAAAUGUCACUAAAACAAUAGACAGUGUAAACAUGCUUUUAAUUUGCCUAUUUUUGUGUUCUUUUAAUUAUUUUGUAAGAACAGAUGUUGUAAGAAAUGGCUACCACGAAGCUAUCGGGAUACCGGCGGCUCAUAAGAUAAUGGGUAUGGAGGGGAUCAGCAGAAUCGUAGGGGGCGGACCGGCGGCUACUAUCACCGCGUUUCCCUUUCAGGCAGGUAUCGUCGUGACGUUGACAACUAAAAAGACAUCCGUUUGUGGGGGUGCUUUGAUAUCCAACACCAGAGUCCUCUCUGCAGCGCAUUGCUGGUGGGACGGCGAGAGCCAGGCUUCACAGUUCACCAUUGUUCUGGGUUCUCUUUUGCUAUUCUCUGGAGGAACCAGGAUAGUAACUAAGGAUAUUGUUACUCACCCAAAUUGGAACGUAAACGAUUUGAGGCAUGAUAUCGCUAUGGUGAAGAUAUCCAGAAUUGUAUUUAAUAACAACAUUCGGGCGAUUCCCUUACCAGCAAUGAGUGAUAUACGACAAGAAUUUUCUGGACUUACAGCGACCGCUAGUGGUUAUGGCAAGACGAGAGAUGCCCAGAACAGCUUCCCACCCAGCACCAAUCUUCAUCAUGUAAACAUGGAAAUUCUUACCAACGCUGUUUGUCAGAGAAGUUUUGACAUACCAAUUUACGCAAGCCAAAUGUGCACCAGAGGAGUUCGAGGAAUUGGAACGUGCGAUGGAGAUUCAGGAGGACCUUUGACAGCAAUUUGGAAAAAUCAACGGACUUUGGUGGGGAUAGUAUCUUUUGGAGUGGGUGAUGGCUGCCAGGCCGGUUUCCCAUCCGUCUACACCCGGGUAACAGCGUUUUUACCAUGGAUCCAAAGCAAUAUGUAAACAAAAUAAAAACUAUUGGCAAUACUGAAAUAAAUUUCGAUACAAUUAA
Molecule: messenger RNA, 954 nt
Organism: Vanessa atalanta (red admiral)
Lineage: Eukaryota; Metazoa; Arthropoda; Insecta; Lepidoptera; Nymphalidae
Product: collagenase-like
Exons: 5
Coding region: 57-905 (282 amino acids)
Biological process (GO): proteolysis
Molecular function (GO): serine-type endopeptidase activity
Source: RefSeq, a predicted model, not a curated record